This is a messenger RNA of Syzygium oleosum, 1886 nucleotides long. RefSeq lists its product as uncharacterized. The coding region runs from base 242 to 1627 and encodes 461 amino acids. The transcript is spliced from 14 exons. NCBI's taxonomy places the organism in Eukaryota, Viridiplantae, Streptophyta, Magnoliopsida, Myrtales, Myrtaceae. Gene Ontology annotation, cellular component: nucleus; cytosol; preribosome, small subunit precursor. Gene Ontology annotation, molecular function: ATP binding; protein serine/threonine kinase activity. The record is from RefSeq and is a predicted model, not a curated record. Gene Ontology annotation, biological process: protein phosphorylation; maturation of SSU-rRNA.
CUCUCUCUCUAUCUAUCUAUGUGGAGAUUUUGUUUGAGAAAACUAGGAGCUUGGGCUGCUGAAACUUGGUGAUUUCGUGUUUGUCUCCGUUGUCCCUUGGGUUCUUGUUCGUCGACUUUGGAUUGCUUGGCGUGGCGUGUUGAGGCGUGGGUGGUCUCUGCAGCAAGGAGGCGUUUCCCGAUUCCGCCGUUUGUUUCCGCUAAUUUAUUGCUUUUCGUCCUUCUGCGUCUGUAAGGCAGAGAUGAAGCUGGAUGUGGAUGUUUUGAGAUAUCUGUCCAAAGAUGACUUUAGAGUUCUCACUGCUGUUGAAAUGGGGAUGAGAAACCAUGAAAUCGUCCCUUCCGAGCUUGUGGACCGUAUCGCUUCUCUCAAGCAUGGCGGUACGUACAAAGUUUUGAAGAACUUGCUUAGGCACAAAUUGGUACACCAUGACUCUUCCAAAUAUGAUGGGUUUCGGCUCACCUACCUUGGUUAUGAUUUUCUUGCGAUCAAGACCAUGGUUAAUCGUGGAGUUUUUACAGCCGUUGGUCGUCAAAUUGGGGUCGGAAAGGAGUCUGAUAUCUUUGAGGUUGCCAAGGAGGAUGGUUCCAUCCUUGCUAUGAAGUUACACAGACUUGGUAGAACUUCUUUUAGGGCAGUUAAAUCCAAGCGUGAUUACUUGAGGCAUCGAAGAAGUUAUAAUUGGCUCUAUUUGUCAAGACUUGCUGCACUUAAAGAGUUUUCUUUUAUGAAGGCCUUGGAAGAGCAUGGUUUUCCAGUCCCUGAUGCUGUGGACUGUAAUAGGCAUUGUGUGGUUAUGUCACUCAUCCAUGGAUAUCCACUUGUGCAGGUACGCGAAUUGCAAAGCCCAGAGGUGGUUUUCGAGACAAUUUUAGGUCUCAUUGUUCGCCUGGCAGAACACGGCCUCAUUCACUGUGAUUUCAAUGAAUUUAAUAUCAUGAUUGAUGAUGAGGAGAAAGUUACCAUGAUUGAUUUUCCUCAAAUGGUUUCGGUAUCACAUCGCAAUGCACAGAUGUACUUUGAUCGCGAUGUUGAUUGCAUAUUUAAGUUCUUCAGCAAGAGGUUUAAUCUCUCUCUCGAAGAGCAGAUUGAUAAUCCUGAUAAUUCAGAGGAAGAUUCGGAAGAAAGCAGUAGACCUUGUUUUUCUUCAAUAAGCAAAUCUGUUGGUUUUCUGGACAAAGAACUUGCUGCUAGUGGGUUUACUAGAAAAGAGCAAGAUGAUAUGGACAAGUUCGUUGAAGAAGGGAAGGAUGAGGACAUAUGUUCUGAUGAUGAAGAAAAUAGUGCUGGAAUGGAUGAAACCAUUGUGAGAGAUGUUGACUCUUUGCAUCUGCUGGAUCAGCCAGGGAACAUUAUAGAAGGUAAUGAGGAAAAAAAUGAAGAAAACAGACAGAGCUGUGAAGGACAACUCAGCGAACCUUGUGGUGAGGUACACUACAAUGAGGAUGAAAGUGAAGAGAAUGAGAAUGAUGCUGAGUUGGUAAAGCGCCUGAACAAGCAGAGACGGCGAGCAAUUGCUGCUGUACAUAGAGGAGGGAAGACUAUUGCUUCUAGAAAUUCUUACAAGGACAAAGGUGGAAGGUCAUCUCAUAAUUCCAAAAUUCAAAAGCAAUUAAGCUCCUGGUAGUGCACAUGGAAGAAUUCAGCAGCAUGUAGGGGCUGUAGGAAGGAGUGAGUUUAAGACUUUGUAUUAUAGCAUAUUUCGCUAGGAAAGAUAAAGGAGAAUUUUGUGUAUCGGAGGUAUAGAUAGGUGGCUAUUUUGCUGCAGAAUAUGUAUAAUAGUCAGUUACCUUCACUAUGCUUAUGUCUGAGCUGUUGUCUCAAACCGCUUUCUUGAUUGGUCAGGAAAAGGUUAAUUUAAUGGGUAAUGGUUGUUGAAUCAUGCA